CCGACCCAGCCGCGGGGACCGGGAAAGGUGCUGUUAUGGCGGCCAGCGGGGUCACGGUGAGCGCUGCGGGUCCGGCCAACGAAGCCCCUGAGAUUCCGGACAACGUGGGCGACUGGCUCCGCGGCGUCUACCGCUUCGCCACCGACAGGAAUGACUUUCGGAGGAACUUGAUCCUCAAUUUGGGACUCUUUGCUGCGGGAGUUUGGCUGGCCAGGAACUUGAGUGACAUUGAUUUGAUGGCACCUCAGCCAGGGGUGUAGGCAAAUAAAUGGAAUUCCUGUGUACCCAAACUUUCCCAAAACAGCCUUUGGUCUGUGGCCACCACAAGCUAAUACCUGGAUGGCAGCUGAAGUGACUCAGAUGGGCACCUUCCCUUUACGUGCCUGACCUCCAGCCCCGGUCAGUAGUCAGCUAGCUUCCACCUCUGUAAAGCUAUAUACAGUCCAAGUUUCUGCAGAGCAUGGUCUUUGCGUUCGUUCUAAGGAGUACUGAUGGUGUUUUGACAUUUUGAAAUAAAGACUGUACACAAGGA
Molecule: messenger RNA, 532 nt
Organism: Nannospalax galili (Upper Galilee mountains blind mole rat)
Lineage: Eukaryota; Metazoa; Chordata; Mammalia; Rodentia; Spalacidae
Gene: Tomm6
Product: translocase of outer mitochondrial membrane 6
Exons: 3
Coding region: 36-260 (74 amino acids)
Cellular component (GO): mitochondrial outer membrane translocase complex; mitochondrion
Source: RefSeq, a predicted model, not a curated record